Messenger RNA from Colletotrichum godetiae, 665 nucleotides. RefSeq names its product LITAF-like zinc ribbon domain-containing protein. The record is from RefSeq and is a predicted model, not a curated record. Bases 101 to 646 code for a protein of 181 amino acids. The transcript is spliced from 2 exons. Gene Ontology annotation, molecular function: zinc ion binding. NCBI's taxonomy places the organism in Eukaryota, Fungi, Ascomycota, Sordariomycetes, Glomerellales, Glomerellaceae.
UCUUCAACUUGGCGUUCCUCAUCACAUCUCUCUCUCUCCAACCUCCACUACAUCUCCACCUCUCUUCUUCACUACGAUACAAGUUGAGAACCAAGCAGAAAUGGACAAACCAACCCAACACCCCGCCACCUCGGCCCCGACCAAUGUCCCGACACCGGACCCGAACCCAUCAGACAACUACAUGGCCUCCGGCCCGCCUCCAGAAUACCAACAACACCAACACCAACACAUCAACCAGCAACCCACCGGCACCUCGAUGCCAAAAUACGGUGGCCCUUCUCCCAGUAGCCCGCCACCCCAAAACUACGGAGGUUACGCCCCUCCGCAAAGCUACCCCCUCCAAGGCGGACCCCAAAACUUCCAGCCCUACGGCACCCCGCUGCCCUCCCUGGGCCCCCACCCGGCGCCGGUCGAGUGUCCUGAGUGUCACGCCCGCGGCGUCACGGCGGUGGAGUAUACGUCGGGCGGUUUCACGCACUCGUUGGCUGCGAUCGUGUGCUUUGUGAGCUGUUUGGGGUGCAUACCUUAUCUCUUUUCUUCGUUGAAGGAUGCGAGGCACAAAUGUUCCAAGUGUGGCAUUCCUUUGGCUACAUACCACCGCAGCGGUAGGACCGAAGUCCAUUGGCACCAGGCUUAUAAUGCCUAGGUGCCUGGGCAAAGCCGUA